This is a messenger RNA of Pygocentrus nattereri (red-bellied piranha), 1776 nucleotides long. It is a transcript of the gene aire, whose product is annotated as autoimmune regulator. Gene Ontology annotation, cellular component: nucleus; cytoplasm. NCBI's taxonomy places the organism in Eukaryota, Metazoa, Chordata, Actinopteri, Characiformes, Serrasalmidae. Gene Ontology annotation, biological process: regulation of transcription by RNA polymerase II; humoral immune response. The transcript is spliced from 13 exons. The record is from RefSeq and is a predicted model, not a curated record. Gene Ontology annotation, molecular function: DNA-binding transcription factor activity, RNA polymerase II-specific; translation regulator activity; DNA binding.
AUGUCCCGUGUGGAGGCUUUUGGAAAUUCGGAGCUGCGUUCCCAGCUGAAAGCAUGCAGAACUGAGAUCGCGAUGGCAAUCCACGACGCGUUCCCCCUGCUUUAUGGUCUGGCGGAUCAUGAAAUCAUUUCUGACCGACUUCUGGGGGAGACCCUGGAGAGGAAGAAGAAGGAUGGGAUCCAUAAGGCUGUGUAUUCUCUCCUAACGUGGCUUCUGGAGCAGGACACCUCAGUUAUCCAGGCUUUCUGGGACAAUCUUUCCAAAGAGUACAAUCAGGAGAGCUACCCCAAACUGCAGAGCCUGUUCGCUAAUUUACCCAAAGGACUGAGACUGGGGAGCAGGGCUGCUAGGAGCCCCAGACUGGAGCUGCAGAUUCAGAGUCAGCUGGGCAGGAAGAGGGGUCUCAGGGAGAAGCAGCUGACCCAUCGCCCACACCACUAUUCCAAGAGAGCGCUGCAGCCUAGCUCAGGGGGAAAAGGAAAGCCUGUGAGGAAAACAGACAGCACGUCUCUCUCUCAGGUUUCAGUGAGCAAAGGCGUGCAGUCCAUGUCCGCCUCAGUCCAGCGGGCUGUGACACUGACCGCUGGUGAACAUCCUGCAGGCUGUGGGAAGGUGGAGGAAAUUCUCAUCCAGCAGGUCAUUGAGUCUGGAGGGGCUAAGAAGUGUAUUAAAGUUGGAGGAGAGUUUUAUUCCUCUGGAAAACUGGAGGAGACAGCCAGCACACACGUUCCACAGACUGCGCAAAGUGAGGGUCACCAACAGGUGGAGCCAAACGCCAGAGCUAUGGAUGUGCGUGGAGCAGGCUGAGUUUACAUCUUCAUGUCGUGUGUACGCCUUCAGGUGGAGCGCAAUGAUGACGAGUGUUCGGUGUGUAAAGAUGGAGGAGAGUUGAUUUGUUGUGAUGGAUGUCCUCGCGCUUUCCACCUCAACUGCCUGGUGCCUCCACUGACCUCCAUACCCAGUGGUACCUGGCGCUGUAAGUUCUGUAAUGGAAGCCGAGCGAUGGUGGAGAAGACAUACAUGCCUCUACAGCCUCCAGUUCACCCCCCUCUGACCGAGAGCAGCUCCAGCUCCACGGUGGACUUCUCUUUCUUCUCCUCCACGUCUCUGUCUGCAGUUACAGGCAGCAAGAACACACAGCCUGCAGGAUUCCAGUCUGCAGACCCUGACCUGGCGGGCAUUAGGGACAGGACCCCCUGUGGGAUUUGCCAUCUCACCCGUGGAGAGCUGCUUAUCUGCCCUCAGUGCCUGCAGAGCUACCAUCUACACUGCAACUUCCCAAAUGGGAGAGCUAGAUGCAGAACCUGCUCCAGGAUGUGGGGGUCGGGAGAGAGUGAGACACCAUCCAGGACUAUGCAGGUGUCUCAGCGUUCUGGUGAUCAGGCUCUGGCUCAUUCUGAGCAGCAGAUCAUUAAUAAAGAGGAGAUGGACUCCUUCAUGGGGGAGAGCUCGAUUGAUGGGAUCCUGCAGUGGGCCUUUCAUAACAUCUCCCGUCCACUUUCUGAGUCUCAGGGCUACUUCCAGUGACCCCGUGACGGCCAGAGGAUGAUUCUUGCUGUGGUUAGUUGAGGAAAUUUGGAUGAAUUGAGUGACUCUAAAGCACGGCUGGAGGUGCGGCACAGUCACACCCUCUCUCCAGCUCCUCAGGGCUUUAUGUUGCAUGAUAUUACUGACCUAAAGAUGUUCUCUAUAUAAGAUGUGUUUGUUACUAUCACACCUUCAAGAGUUCAUUCAUAAAAAAUGGUUUUGUAUUGAACCAUGAACACUCAAAGAACC